This is a messenger RNA of Polyodon spathula (Mississippi paddlefish), 2179 nucleotides long. RefSeq names its product cytochrome P450 3A27-like. Gene Ontology annotation, molecular function: steroid hydroxylase activity; oxidoreductase activity, acting on paired donors, with incorporation or reduction of molecular oxygen, reduced flavin or flavoprotein as one donor, and incorporation of one atom of oxygen; iron ion binding. The transcript is spliced from 13 exons. The coding region runs from base 85 to 1623 and encodes 512 amino acids. The record is from RefSeq and is a predicted model, not a curated record. NCBI's taxonomy places the organism in Eukaryota, Metazoa, Chordata, Actinopteri, Acipenseriformes, Polyodontidae.
CCAGGGACUUUAAAUAGUUUCAGUGUAACCUCAGAAAAUCGAGAGAAAAAACAAGAUCAGGAACAACGCUUGAAACAAACCAAAAUGAGUUUCCUGCCAACUUUUUCAACAGAGACAUGGACUCUGCUUGCCUUAUUCUUUACGCUACUAUUUGUGUAUGGCAUUUGGCCAUAUGGAUUUUUUAAAAAGCUUGGGAUUCCUGGACCUAGACCUUUGCCAUUCAUAGGGACAUUUUUUGAAUACAGGAAGGGUUUUCAUGGAUUUGAUAUGGACUGUUUUAAGAAGUACGGAAGAAUGUGGGGGAUUUAUGAUGGACGGCUGCCAGUUUUGGCUGUGAUGGACACAGCAGUGAUAAAAACAAUCCUAGUUAAAGAGUGCUAUAGCCUUUUCACUAACCGAAGGAAUUUCGGCUUGAAUGGGGAACUUUAUGAUGCCCUGACCGUUGUGGAAGAUGAGGAAUGGAAAAGAAUCCGCAGUGUGCUCUCGCCAUCCUUCACCAGCGGAAGACUUAAACAGAUCUUCCCAUUAGUCAAGCAACAUGCAGACUCUUUGCUGCGAAACGUUCGGAAGGCGGCAGAUGCCAAAGAGACAGUUCAAAUGAAAGAGAUGUUUGGUGCAUACAGUAUGGACACUGUCGCCAGCACCUCCUUCAGUGUAAACAUUGACUCUCUCAAUAGCCCCAAUGAUCCCUUUUUGACCAACAUCAAGAAAAUGCUCAAAUUCAACUUAUUUAACCCAUUUUUGUUACUGUUAGUUUUGUUUCCUUUUAGUAUGCCAUUGCUUGAGAAGUUCAACAUUUCACUAUUUCCACCAUCGGUUCUAGAUUUUUUUUAUGCAUCUAUUCAGAAAAUCAAGUCUGACCGGAAGAAAAAUGACCAUAUUGCAGGUAGCAGGGUAGAUUUCUUGCAGCUGAUGGUAGAUUCUCAGAUUCCAGAUAAAAGUGCUCAAUCCAAAACAGAUGAACAGCAGUCCAAAGGUCUGACUGACCAUGAGAUCCUGACUCAGGCUAUGCUCUUCAUUUUCGCUGGCUAUGAAACCACUAGCACCACUCUUUCCUUCCUGACAUAUAACCUGGCAGCCAACCCCAAGGCAAUGACGAAGCUGCAGGAGGAGAUAGAUCGAGUGCUUCCAAACAAGGCUCCCGUGACCUAUGAAUCGCUGGCGGCGAUGGAGUACCUGGACAUGGCACUGAACGAGUCCCUGAGACUGUACCCUGCAGCACCACGGCUUGACAGGGUCUGUAAGAAGACUAUAGAGAUCAAUGGGGUUACCAUCCCCAAGGGCACUGUCGUCAUGAUACCCACCUACGCUCUGCACCAUGACUCAAAACACUGGCCGGACCCCGAAGUCUUUGAUCCUGAAAGGUUCAGCAAAGAGAACAAAGAAAGCAUGGACCAGUACGCCUACUUGCCAUUUGGAGCGGGUCCUCGUAAUUGCAUUGGAAUGAGGUUUGCUGUCAUCCUCGUGAAAGUGGCGAUGGUUAACUUGCUUCAGAACUUCAGCUUUCUUCCCUGCAAGGAGACUCAGAUCCCCCCUGAGCUGGAUAUCCAAGGACUGCUCCAGCCGAAAAAACCCAUUGAGCUGAAGGUCGUCUCCCGGGCUCCUAGUAACAAUGAAGAAUAAAUGUGAAAGUGAAAUUUACACAACAUGUUUUAACUACUUCUUUUUUUAUUAAUAUUCUUUUGCUCUCAAGCAUGUCUUUUCUCUGUUUGGCCGAUACACCCCGGUGCAAACAUUAAGCUUACUCUAAUUACCAAAGCUGAUUCUGCAAUUACAAACACCAAAUGUAAAAAUAAUGCAAGUAAUAAGUGGUGUCAUAGUACUCUGCACUCUUUGAGUUAAAACAGUAAAUGAAAAAAGCAUUUUAAUAACUCUCUAGUAAAUUGUUUUUGUUUUUUUUUAUUAUUCUACUUAAACGAAUUAGUAUAUUAGUAUAUAUCUGAUCUAGACCAUGUGACAGCAGGUUUAACUGGGGGGUUUUCUACCCUUUGAAAGGACAGUAUUUCUUUCUAAAAAGAUACUCGCUGAUUUAAAUAAACAGAUCACAACUUCAGGUAAGAUCUUCAUAAAACCUAUUCAUAUGCCAUUUUUAGUUUUUAUUUGUAAAAUUGAGAUUUAAAACAUGAUUUAAAUAACUACUGUUUUAAUUGGUUUUGCAAACAAUAAAUACUGCAGCUCA